Messenger RNA from Ochotona princeps (American pika), 1574 nucleotides. It is a transcript of the gene GLIPR1L2, whose product is annotated as GLIPR1 like 2. The coding region runs from base 41 to 1030 and encodes 329 amino acids. The transcript has 6 exons. The record is from RefSeq and is a predicted model, not a curated record. Lineage: Eukaryota; Metazoa; Chordata; Mammalia; Lagomorpha; Ochotonidae.
GCCUGCGCCUGCGCACUGGCCCUCCCGCGGCUGGGACACCAUGGAGGCCCCCAGGCCCUUUUCCCCCGACUGGGCCGCCUACCCGCACCCCCGGGGGCCAGGCCGGGUUAUGAAGCUGUGGCUCCUCCUGCUGGGUUCCGCUUUGAACGCAAACUUUUUGCCCCAUGAAGAGGAUGUGGACUUCAUCAAUGAGUACAUAGAGCUUCACAAUGAGAUCCGGGGCAGCGUGGCCCCCCAAGGGGCUAACCUCCGCUUCAUGACAUGGGAUGUAGCUUUAUCACGGACGGCUAGAGCUUGGGGCAAAAAAUGUGUGUUUGAGCGUAACACUCAUUUAGAUGACGUACAGAUGGCCCAUCCUGCAUUUUAUGGUAUUGGUGAAAAUAUGUGGGUUGGCAAGGAAAAUGAUUUCACAGCAACUUUUGCUAUCAACAGUUGGUAUGAAGAGAGAAAAAAGUAUAAUUUUGAAAAUGGCAGUUGCUCUGAAAACUGUUCUAACUAUUUACAGCUUGUUUGGGACAGCUCUUACAAGGUUGGUUGUGCUGUUACUCCAUGUACAAAGGUUGGAAAUAUUGUACAAGCAGCACUUUUCAUAUGCAACUAUGCACCAGGAGGAACUCUGACAAGAAGGCCUUAUCAACCUGGAAUAUUUUGUACUCAUUGUGGUGCUCAUGACAGAUGUACAGAUUUUCUAUGCAGUAAUGCUGACCGUGACGAAGCCGUAUAUUACCAAUUUUGGUAUCCAAAGUGGGAAGUGCCACGGCCCAUUGUAUGUGAUCCACUGUGCAUAUUUACGUUGGUAUUGAGAAUACUAUGUUUUCUGAUAUGUGUUAUAAUUGUCUGGAUAGUGCAGCCUUAUUUUCCAAAUAUUUUAUUGGAAAAACAAAUGCUCUAUACACCAGAAGGAUCUGAAAUAAAGAAAGAAAGAAAAGAGAAAGACAAGAUAGACAAGGAAGAGGAAAUACAGGAAAAGCAACAGGAACGGGAAGAAGAAGAGGAAGAAAUAAAUGAAGAAGAAGAGGUGGAAGACUAAGUGCCACUAACAUAAGACAAAAAUAUAAUUUCACAAAGAGCUAAAAUUUAAAAAGUAAGCUUCAACAAGAAAGAAUAUAUCUAUAAGCUGCCAUUGUCACACUGCUAUUCCUUCUCUUCUCUAGACUUGUUCAAUUGGAAGAACAAAGAAGAAAUUGUAUCUUGUGUAGAAUGUAUUAAAGCAAAGUCUUAGAUAUAAAGUAAAAGAUGUUAUAAUAGAAAUACUGGAAAAGGUUUGACCUAAUUAAUUUUAGUUCACUAUAGAAUCCUGAUUGAUUAAGGAGGAAAUAUCCCUCUUUAAAAUGUUUCUAUCUCUGUGCUUUAAAUGUUUUUAAGUUAGUUAAUGACUUUUUUUCAAGUAUUAAAUAGAUUAUCAAUAUAGGCUGCUUAGGACAAUUCCAAGUUUACAAAAACCAUUGAAAAAUAUAAGGGAUUUCAUUUUAAUUAUCACUGUCAGUUAUUGCUGUUAAUGGUGAUACUUUCAUUUGAUAUCAAGGCAUCAAAUAACAUUAAUUUUCUUUGUGGCUUAUGAUUUUGGAAUGAUU